Molecule: messenger RNA, 2884 nt
Organism: Carassius gibelio (silver crucian carp)
Lineage: Eukaryota; Metazoa; Chordata; Actinopteri; Cypriniformes; Cyprinidae
Gene: tril
Product: TLR4 interactor with leucine-rich repeats
Exons: 1
Coding region: 262-2538 (758 amino acids)
Cellular component (GO): extracellular matrix
Molecular function (GO): protein binding
Source: RefSeq, a predicted model, not a curated record
CAGAUGACUUCUUGGGGGAUGAGAGGGUCUGACGGAGGAAAAUCUUUCCUCGGCUGGAGCCACAUCAGCUCACAACGGAUGUGCAUGGAUAUAUCAAUACAGCACAAAUUCACAAUGCAUUCGUCUUAUAGCUAAUCUAAAUGUCUGUAUCCGGGCGGCAAUGCAUCUGUAAAGCUUCAAUUCCUGGCGAGGAAAAACUUGGCGAACCUGGACUGAAACAAAGGAAUGUAUUGAGAGGCUUGUUAUUUGCUCAUCACUGGAAUGGCAUACUUUCUCUAUAACUUUCUUUUGUUCGGCAGUGGAGCGCUUUUAUUUUUCGCGCCUUGUUGGGCCAUUUGCCCCGAGCCAUGCGAGUGCCAGCACGCGCAGCACGUCCUCUGCGCAAAUCGCGGUCUGCGCGCGGUGCCCAAAGCGCCGCAGGUGGAGCGCGCAGGGGACGUGCUGGUUCUCGGUCUCGCGGGAAACUUCAUUCACAACCUCAGCGCGUUCGACUUCAUACGCUAUGGGAAGCUAAUCAGGCUAAACCUCCAGUUUAACCAAAUAAGGAAUAUACAUCCUAAAGCAUUCGAGAAACUCUCCAUGCUGGAGGAGCUUUAUCUGGGCAACAACUUAAUCUCGACAAUACACCCUGGGACUCUACAGUGUCUGAAAAAACUCACAAUAUUAUAUACCAAUAACAACGAGAUCAAGGACUUUGUUUCCGAACCUUUCAGCCAUUUAAAUAGUUUAGUCAAACUGAGACUCGACGGAAAUUUAAUUGAGUUUUUAAAGGAAUCCGUCUUCAAAGGACUGACUAAUUUAAUGUUUCUGCAAUUAGAAUCGAACCAGCUUCGCCAUAUUGACCGUAAUGCGUUCGCGCGGCUCAGCAAACUGCAGUUUUUAAACCUAUCAGACAAUAAACAAACAGAACUGCGGGAUGUUUUCAUGUUUUCCCAUCUCAAGUCACUAACAACUCUUCUAAUCGCAGGCAACCAAAUAAAGCACAUUGGAAAUCACGUCUUUCAGAACUUGAAAAAGCUAACAAGACUUUCUUUGAGCCACAAUAAGAUAUCAAAGCUGGACAACGAAGCGCUCAAGGGUCUCGCGCGAGUGAAAGAGUUCAAGAUAGACAGGAACGAGCUGACAGAGAUCCCUGCUGGUCUGCUAGACCCGCUGGAGAGCAUCGAGAACCUGGACUUCAGUGACAAUCACAUAUCUCGCGUGGACCCCGGUGCUUUCGGCCACCUUUCUCGUCUAAAGAUCUUAAAACUGAAAAACAACCGUCUUGUGAAUCUCUCCGGUGGAAUUUUCGCCACAAACGGCGUUUUGUUCCACGUAGAACUGAAUGGGAAUAACUGGACGUGCGACUGCCGGAUGGAGAAGCUUCGAAGUUGGAUGACGCAUGCGCAUUCUCAGGGAAAGCUGUUGACCGUGUUUGUGCGCUGCCUUCACCCCCCGGUGCUGGCGGGAAAAUACUUGGACUAUGUCAGAAACUCCCAGCUGGGAAAUAUGAGUGGUUACUGCGAGUCAGAACCACAGCCAAUGGAGAGCCGUGGAGCAGUAGUGGAGUCACCGGUUCUCAAGGAGGAAAGAGGGAAGCGAGAAGGUGAGAAACAUGGAGAUGUAGGUGUCCAAAGGGAUGAGGGGGAGCAAGGGGUCGUGACAACACUAGAUAGAAAGAAGAAGCGGAAACUGGUCAGCUCAAGGCCAAGACACACAGCUGGGAAAACAGGGAAUGGCUCUUUAUCUGAUUUCCCAACGACAACAGCCACUAUCUUAACAGGCCACAACCACAGCACCUUUGCUUGGGCCCCACAGGAGCAGUUCAACCUGCCCUUACAAGACAGAGCCAAGCAUCAUGACUCAGAGAUUGAAGUGAUCACUGAUGCAUGUCAAUUCAACCAUCACUCCAUCCUGAAUGUUAGCGUGGAAGAUGUCACUUCCGGUACAGCCACAGUCCGCUGGAGCACAAUUCCUGAUGUCGGACUAGUUCAUGGGAAAGAACUUCUCUUUCGGGUUUUAUUUGACCGUUUCGGCCAUGCUUUCCGCUUCCCACGCUAUGUUUACACAGAUGGAUCCGACCGGGCAGUGACCCUCCAAGAGCUCCGCCCAGACUCCACCUACAUCACCUGCGUGGAGAGCGUUGUGGGUGGAGCUUUGUGCCAGGUUGCCCCCAGAGAUCACUGCACUGGAUUUGUCACACUUUUGCCCUCGGUGACAAGUGAAGUCAAUCUACAGCUUGUCACAGUAGCAGCCCUGGCAGCCAAUGCGCUGCUCCUCCUCCUGGUGGGCGGAGUCUGGCUGGGGCGUGUGUUGAAGAGGCGGAUCAGAAGCAGGAAGUCGUCCACUCAUGCACAUGUACGUCACAUGUACUCAACCAGACAUCCGUUUCGCUCUACUGUGGCCGCUACCUGUGUCUCUUCUGAAUUCAGCGGUUACCAGAGUGGAAGACAACUGGCUGAAGAAGGUGACCUCAUCCAGUUCCCCGGCGACCGCUUCUUUGACAACAGCCAUGCACGAAGAGAUGACGAUGUCAUAAUGCUCAGAUACUCAGACUGAAGGGUAGUUUGUGUUUGUGAAAAGAAGAUAAUUUUGGCAAAAAAAUCAUUCUGGCCACAAAUGAGUAACCACUGAAACUGCAACUUUUUUUUUCAUUUCUUUUUCAUCUUUUAAUUUCUUUUAAUUGAUUGUCUAGGCCUCAGCUGCUGGUUGGCAGAAUUUUUUGGUUUUGGAAUGAAUGUCUUUGUAGAUAACAUAUUACUUAUUUACCCAAUGCAGAUAUGCAGUAUUCCAGGCAAGUAUAUCAGUACGUGAGGUACAGCACAGGAAAAGUCUUUUGAUACAUUUUAUACGUUUCACUUUCAUGAUUUUCAUGAGUUUUUAAUAAAUACGUCUUUAAUAGUAA